AACAGAAGUGGAAAGUAAGGGCAACCUUCAGAAACUGAAAACUACUAUGUUCCCUACUUAAGCCACACGCACAAGGGAAGAUGUUCAGAGAACCUAGAGCCACGGGUCACAGAGUCGCCCACCCCAGCCAGGCCAACAGCAUCUGCAAGAUCCCCAAUGGCGCUGCCCUCUUCCUUCUUGGUGGCCCUGGUGGCGCUGGGCUGCAACUCCGUCUGCUCUCUGGGCUGUGACCUGCCUCAGACCCACGGCCUGCUGAACAGGAGGGCCUUGACGCUCCUGGGACAAAUGAGGAGACUCCCUGCCAGCUCCUGCCAGAAGGACAGAAAUGACUUCGCCUUCCCCCAGGACGUGUUUGGUGGAGAGCAGUCCCACAAGGCCCAAGCCCUUUCUGUGGUGCACGCGACGAACCAGAAGAUCUUCCACUUCUUCUGCACAGAGGUGUCCUCGUCCGCUGCUUGGAACACCACCCUCCUGGAGGAAUUCUGCACGGGACUUGAUCGGCAGCUGACCCGCCUGGAAGCCUGUGUCGUGCAGGAGGUGGGGGAGGGAGAGGCUCCCCUCACGAACGAGGACUCCAUCCUGAGGAACUACUUCCAAAGACUCUCCCUCUACCUGCAAGAGAAGAAAUACAGCCCUUGUGCCUGGGAGAUCGUCAGAGCAGAAAUCAUGAGAUCCUUGUAUUAUUCAUCAAUAGCCUUGCAGAAAAGAUUAAGAAGCGAGAAAUGA
This is a messenger RNA of Lynx canadensis (Canada lynx), 726 nucleotides long. Its product is annotated as interferon alpha-like. Gene Ontology annotation, molecular function: cytokine activity; type I interferon receptor binding. Lineage: Eukaryota; Metazoa; Chordata; Mammalia; Carnivora; Felidae. The record is from RefSeq and is a predicted model, not a curated record. Gene Ontology annotation, biological process: cytokine-mediated signaling pathway; humoral immune response; adaptive immune response. The transcript has a single exon. Gene Ontology annotation, cellular component: extracellular region. The coding region runs from base 157 to 726 and encodes 189 amino acids.